AUCGCACACACACACACACACACACACUGCCAGACCCUAGAGUAUGUCGGUUGAUAAACGCAACCCAUACCCGAUUACGUACCCGAUUAGAUAAGAUGACCGAAAGAAAAGAUGACAAACAAACAGGGCGACAACGACGACGACGACGGGAUCCACCCAGUGGUAGCGCGCCUUGCACGGAUCCCCGCCGGUGGGAACUUUAUCAGUUGUUGCCACAUCGUACCUGAAAGCGAAAGCAAAUCCUCGACCGCCAUGCCUCGACUCGAUCUGUACUAUAACAUCAUAUCGCCCCCGUGCCGAGUGGUGCUGCUGUUUGCGAAAUGGUUGAAGCUGGAGCUGAACCUCAUCGAGCUGGACGUGUUGAAGCGCGACCACUACAAGCCCGAAUUUCUCAAGCUCAAUCCCCAGCACUACAUUCCCACGCUGGUCGACGCCGAUGGUGACGUGGUGGUGUGGGAAUCGAGCGCCAUCCUGAUCUAUCUGGCCGAACGGUACGGUGCAGCAGACGACGAUACGCUCUACCCGAAGGAUAUUGCACUGCGCGCGAAAGUCAACCAGCGGCUGUUUUACGACAUCGGAACGCUGAUGCGCAGCGUGACCACCUACUACCACCCCAUCCUGAUGGGGGGCGAGGGCAAGCUGGAAGACUUUAAGAAGGUGCAGGAUGCGGUCGGCGUGCUGGACAGCUUUCUGAGCGCGAGCCGCUGGACGGCGGGCGAUCACAUAACGGUGGCGGAUUUCGCGAUCGCAGUGACGGUGGCCGCCCUGGACGGAUUGCUCAACUUUGACUUUAGCGUGUAUCCCAACGUGCACCGGUGGUACGAGCAGUGCAAGCGCGAGCUCGUCGGUUACACGGACAUUACGAAGGAGGCGGCCCAACGGACGCAAGCCUUCCUGGAGCGAUUUCGUGCUAUGCGGGCCGCCGACCAGCAGCAACUGUGCGAACAGCAACGAACCGUGCGGCAAAAGCAAAAGGAGGACGGGACCGAUCAACAGCAGCAGCAGCAGCAACAACAUUACACCGAACUGCAGACGCAGCCACGAUCGGGACGGACACGCGACACCGCACCGGACUAUGCAAGAAAGCCGGAUGAGUCGACAAGAAUGGCCACGGAAGAUUAGGAUUAGCAUCUCGGUGGCGCAAACGGUCGCCCAACGAAGUAACGUGACAAACGCUUCUGUGCAGUGUGCGCGGCGAGUCAAUAAAUGGACCCGAAACGUGCCACGCUUAUCGCUUGCCAACGGGCGACCGAGCGAUGCACAGGUUUUGAGGAGUAA
Molecule: messenger RNA, 1278 nt
Organism: Anopheles coluzzii
Lineage: Eukaryota; Metazoa; Arthropoda; Insecta; Diptera; Culicidae
Product: glutathione S-transferase 1-like
Exons: 2
Coding region: 112-1122 (336 amino acids)
Biological process (GO): glutathione metabolic process
Molecular function (GO): glutathione transferase activity
Source: RefSeq, a predicted model, not a curated record